CGUCGUUCCUUCAUGAAGCUGGCAACCGGGAACUUCAACUCCUGUAGGGUGCUCGGGGCAGACAAAUCGGGCCAGUUUGGCAGACGUUGAAUGAGGUCAGUCUGUGCCACCUCAUCGUGUUCAACCGAAGAAGGCAGAGGGAGGUUUCAACAAUGAAACUUGAAGAUUUCCACAAGCACAGCACCGCCAAACUGGAGGGGGAAUGCCUGUCGAGUGAUUUAGAACGCCAGCUGUGCAAGAUGUUCCGUGUUGUCGAAAUAGUCGGCAAGAGAGGCAGAACUGUUCCCGUGCUUCCGAGCAAUGAGGCAGUGGCAUGGUUUAAUGCCCUUGUCGCCAAGAGACAUGAAGCUGGAGUAGCCCAAGACAACAACUUCUUGUUUACACGCUUUUGUUAUGGCGGGAGAGGGCACAUACGAGGGAGUGACUGUUUAAGGGCACAUGCAGAUAAGGCUAGCCUUGACAAUGCAUCCAGCAUCCGGUCCAUCAAAUUCCGUAAACAUGUAGCAACUGCAUCGCAAAUUCCUGCAUUAAAGGAACAUCAGCUUGAAACUCUAGCCAACUUCAUGGGCCAUGAUCUGAGGGUACAUCGCGAAUACUACCAGUUGCCAGAUACUGUACAACGGGUCACCAAACUGUCCAAACCUUUCCUGAGUUUGGAGAGGGGCAACCUGCCUUCCCAGCAGGGCAAAUCCUUGGACGAUCUGCAUGUAACUGGAGAAGGCUUCACCAGUGAAGAGGACAGCAGCGACAGUGGGGACUGCAGUGACAGCAGUGAAGACUCCUGCGAUGAAUCCGUCGAAAACGGACAGCUUCCUGGUGUUGCUGCUGCAUCACGAAGAAGGGAACCCUCUCCGCCAUCGAGACAAAUGAAGCGCCGUCCCUGGACACAGCGGAGAAGAUAGACGUCCAAGAAGGCCUGCGCAAAUUCUUCCAGUUGAGGAAAGUUCUUGGCAAGCUGGACAUCGAAGCAGCUUGCACUGUAGCGCUGCAGACCCGUGUUUGGAAAAGCAUCAAAGACUUUUGUCGUAACACAAUGAGGUGGUAGCCAAGUUAAGCUAUGAUACGCCACACCACCCAUUCUCUCGAGACAUUAUACCAUAUUGACGACGAACCCUAUAGCAGUAGGCCAAUAACGCAACCUAUUUUUAGCGGCCCAAACAACCAAGAACUUGUGUGUGUUGUCAUCGGUGUUAUAGGCUGCACUCUCAUGGACGAGAAGUCCUGCGUCUGAUAGUUUGGAAAGUAUGCCCUCCAUCUGCAGUGUCUACAUGUAUACGUGUGUAAACGCCUGCAAUCAUUGACUCCCUAUUGUUCCUCUUUUGUUCAUACUAACUUUUUCGGAAGACCUCCCACAUGUUUUGUACACGUUUUCCAACCCCACAGUUUCUUCGGCAGCCAUGGACCCUAUUGCCCCCUAUUGUUAUAGGUCCACGAUUUGAAUGUGUAGGCUACACAAACUCACUUGUGUGUGUGGGUGAG
Molecule: messenger RNA, 1479 nt
Organism: Acanthaster planci (crown-of-thorns starfish)
Lineage: Eukaryota; Metazoa; Echinodermata; Asteroidea; Valvatida; Acanthasteridae
Source: RefSeq, a predicted model, not a curated record